Colletotrichum destructivum is the source of this 5339-nucleotide messenger RNA. RefSeq names its product Putative serine/threonine-protein kinase, active. The transcript has 3 exons. Gene Ontology annotation, biological process: protein phosphorylation. NCBI's taxonomy places the organism in Eukaryota, Fungi, Ascomycota, Sordariomycetes, Glomerellales, Glomerellaceae. The record is from RefSeq and is a predicted model, not a curated record. Bases 44 to 4492 code for a protein of 1482 amino acids. Gene Ontology annotation, molecular function: ATP binding; protein binding; protein serine/threonine kinase activity.
CGUAACGCUGCUCUUUGCUAAUGCCAGUCAUAUCGUCGUUACAAUGGAAUUCGGCCACACGACAACCAGGACGCGGCUUGCUCCCCAGGGAAGCGUCAACUUGAACGAUCUCCGGCUCUCUGUAUCACAAUCUCGAGCCAACUUCACCAGAGUCAGGGCCCGUGCAGGUCGAUCGAAGAGCAACACAGGACCCAGAGCCGAUUUCCUCACGUUCGUCUCACUCACUUGUGAGAUAUACCAAGCCCAGGGAGAUGACCUGGUUCCAAUCCAACAGUAUCCGUCCGUUCUCGAGACUUACCAGGGGAAAGGACACACGAGCCUCGUCACGCAUGCCCAGCUAGCCCUAGCCGCGCCCUCCAAUUUCAGUCGCGGCACCAUCGGAUCGUACUCGGAGGGCAUCGUCAUCAAGCGGCCAAGGCACAGCAUCCUGGAAGAGAGCGCCGAUGGCCUCAACAGCUUCAUCACAGAGUUGCGCAUUAGAUCCCACGCGCCGCUAAAGUCUCAUCCAAACAUCACCCGCCUCCGCGGAGUGGGCUGGGACUUUGAAGACGAGGGUGCCACUAUUCCACGUCCCAUCCUCCUCGAAGAAUUCGCUCCGCAAGGCGCCCUCGACAACUUCUGGAAAAACUGGAAGUUUGUCAAGAUGAGCUUCAAGGCUAAAUUGGAUUUCUGCCGCGACAUCGCGGAAGGGUUGUCCGUGCUUCACGACUGCGGCGUGGUGCAUGGAGACGUCAAGCCCGAGAACAUUCUCGUUUUCCCUCGGCACGAUGCGCGGGACUCCUUCAUGCUGAAACUGACAGACUUCGGCCACUCUGUCAUAGAAUCCGAUACUGCAGAGACGCUGCCAGCAUUCACGCCGCAGUGGUCCGCUCCUGAGGUUACCAAGAUGACCAGCAUGACUUUCCAGCAGAUGAAGGCCACGGACUACUAUUCGUUUGGGUUGGUCACACUGUCGAUCAUGCUGGGCCGCGCAUUCUACACGGAAGUGGAAGAAGUUGAGAGCCAUAAACAGGAUGGCAGCAUACUUCUCGAGUUGGUGGGCAUUGUCGAGAAGGAAGAUCGAUGCAACGACGACUCGGACCUCGAAGUAGGCACCAUUGCCCGCCUUCUCAGCAAGACGGUCCAGUUGAACCCCGACGCUCGAAGUUUAAGGGGCUCAAUGGACAUCAUCGACUUGUAUCUGGUCGAGAACCAGAUCACGAGUAGCCGCGUGCCGGUUGUUUAUUGCCCGACGGUUCGGGUACCAGCACUCGAUGUCAUUUCCAAGGUUUCUGUUGGUUAUCAUACCCUCAUCAACUGCAGUCAUCACUUGAAGGCGCGCAUCGUGGCCACGCUUCUCGAGUUAGCCACCAAGCCAAAUGAUCCACGAAACUCGGCUGCGCAAUGGGAACUUGCCAUUUGUCAUUUCUCCGGGUUCGGUAUCCCGAGAGAUUUUGAAGCAGCCUCUCAUUGGCUGACCAUGGCUCGCGAGAAUGGAGUUGCCGCUGCGCAAGAGUUCUUCAAACCGCUCCAGGACGCCAUCGUCGUGGCCAAAGGAAUCAGAGACCGCGACAAAUCGGCCUCUUGGCAGCGAAGCAAGACCACCUCUUCGCAGUCUGAGAGACUAGCAGUCACCAACACAACCGCCGCAAUCCUGGAGAGCAUUACUUUAGACGUUAAUGUUCCAAAAGACAGAGCAAGUGGUAGCGUUAGCAUCAACCAUGGACUUGAACCCAAAGUCCCUGGCACCGCCGAGUGGUUCCGCCCAACAGACGACCGAACUAUCGACCCGAAACACAAGUCUAUGGCAUCGAUUCAGAGAUACCUCCAAGACAGCGAAAUCGAUGAAGACCUAACGCAAUCGGUUCCAACAUCGAUGACUAGCGCUUUACAGGAGGCCAUCAAAACCGAUUCAGUCGACCAGCUCAAAGUCAUCAUCGCCAAUGACCUAAAGUCGAUCAGUAGCGUCGACGAUUCAGGCAACACACCGCUCUUACUUGCCGCUCAUCACGGCCAACUCGAGGUCUUCAGAUAUUUGCUCGGCCGGGAAAACCCGAGAGCAUCUGUUUACAACAAGUCUGGCCAGACCGCGCUACAUCUUCUCACCAAGUUUGACGACAAGCACGUGAAUGAGUUCGUCGUACUUCUUGUCAAAAGUGGCGCCGAUAUUCUUCACGAAGCUCUUCCGGUUCGCAAAGAUGAUGAGACGCUUCUUUUCUCCCUUGGCCUACGAUGUUGCCCUAUGCUCAACUCAAUCCUGCACAAUAGGACAGCCCUCCUCGAAAGCCUCCUGGAAGCUGCCCAUGGCGAUCCGUCGGGCUCAGUCUGUCAAAUUUGCGAGGCUGGUUCCCGAUUCAGGCGUAUUUUAGCCGUUUGUCUAUCAUUGUUCCGAAUCGACGCUUUGGAAAUCCUGCGAAAUCACCUGAAAACACACGGAGAGUUUCAUACGAUCGACCUUGCCAAAGUACAAGUCUGGACGGGCCAGAAUCUAUUGCGACUUUCUCAAGUCCCUUUCAAAAGCGUCGCAGUAUCAACAAUAGACCUUCCAGAGGAUUUCUUUCGCGCUAUGAUUUACGGAGGCAGUUAUAGCGACGUCCUUGAACGGACAAUCGACUUUGUCACCACCGUCGAGGACCCUAAGUUUGUUUCGCGUUCAUCACUUGAGAUGGACACUCUGGCGGCUGCCGUUGCUGGAGAUAGUUUGGAUGCCGUCAAUUUCAUGCUGGAUAGAACUACGGCGACACAACAAGAUCUUCCAUUGUGGCUUUUGUCACCGAUCGAGAGCUCUCAAUUCGGGACUAAAACCGUAAGCCCUCACCUCCUGAGGAAGUCCAUAACUUCUGGGCUGCGACACAUCUUUGACCGAUUACUUUGCGAACAUGUUUCGCUUCUCAGAGACGAAUUCCAGUUUCCGUGCCAAAAAGAGCCAUGCCGCGACAAUCCUCACUGGUGGCUGAAAAACUAUCGGCUGCUCCAAGGCCAGGAUAUGUAUAGAGCGCGUCCCGAAGGUCACACUCACAGCUGCUCUAUCGUAGAAGGAUUACUCAACAAUGCCAUCUACGCACGACAUCAGGAUUCAUACUUUUUGUCAAAGAUUGUCGACAAAGUCGAGAAUCAAAAGCUCUUCAAUGCUCCUAGAUGUCUCCUCAAUGCCGUACGAAUUCUAAACUUGAACGCGGCGAGCAUCCUGCUGAGCAAGAAUCCAGACCUUCUGAUGAGCAAAUUAAUGGCGCCAUACGACUCUACGUUAUCGGGUUUCCUCUCGUUAACAAAUUGGGAAGGCUUUGAACGGCUAGAACUAGAACGUCUCGAGGAACCAGUUCUUAACCUGAUCUUGAGAUCCGGCUCAUAUGAGCAAUGUCGGUUUGUGUUGAAGCACCUGUGUUCCCGGAGGUCAGCCGGAUUAGGAUACCCGGUGAGCUCACGGUGGAGAUGGCUUCAGUCAAAGUGGCAUUUCCAGCGACAGAAAGACAAGAGCAUACUCGAUACUGCGGAAGAAAGCGUACCUGAAUGGCAGAGGUGUCCCUUACAAGCAGAGGAGUACGAGUCAUUGGUCGUGGGCAAUAUCCUGCAGAAUAGCUUGGAGAGAAAGGCUUUGUGGAACGUCAUCGAAGUGCAAGUUGCGAACGGUCACUCUGUUUCCGGAGUUUACCUAAGGUUGGCGAUCAAAAGUUCCAACACAGAGGCGCUCCUCGAACUGCUCAACAGAGGCUGGCGAGUCAACGGGACAUGGAAAGAUUGCCUUGACACGCCUCUGCAAGGAGCCUUGGAGCACUCCAAAUGGUGGGCCAACAAACGAAAGUCGUCAUUGCGUCCUAAAGUAACGAGCAUGUUGGAACAAGAGGCUCUGAUGAAGCUGCACAACGUGGACGGGCAACCAAAGCUUCACGACCCUAAUCUCCAAACUCACAGGGAAAUCUAUAGCGAGUACAGCAAGAUUCGCGAAUCUUUGCUGUACGCACUGUACGAGCGCAAGCUGGACGAAGCCGCCAUAAUCCUUCGCGCUCGUGGGGGCCGCGUCUCGCCAUUCUCAAUCAUCACCACCACUGGACCUACAGCCAGCAAGACAGCCCGCGCCUGGGUAGCAGUGCUGCAUGCUCUGCUAUAUGCAGUAAUACUGCCUGUAGCUGUUGUCUACGGCACGCAGAACGUGUUGCACCCUAUGUCUACAGGACAGAAGUGGGGGUUCGUGUACCUCUGGGCUCUCUUGUCGUAUGCUUUCCCCCAUUUUAAGCUUGUAUCCAAGGGUGCGAGAGAGUUUUCGGGGUCAAAAGGUCAAGCGAUGUGGUACUUUGCGUGUUUUACCUGCUUUCUGUUUCACCACAUCGGCCUUCCUGUUCUUGUCAUGAGAUACCACUGGAGUCCGCUUCAAUUCUGUAAGUAUUAUGUAGAAGCCGGGGAACUGAGGUCGAGUUGCAGCAACUACACAUUUCUGUUGCCACUCGUUUUCAUAGGGGUUGAACUUGUGUUGUUGGUCCUUUUCUUUACAGGAUUCAUUGUUUGGGGCCCCUGAAAAAACACUUCCAGUUUUGCUUCUUCACGUCUCCAGCACAGCUACAAUACAAGAGACACCUAGGGAAGUAUCCCAACGUACCUUAGUAAACGAAGUCUAUUUUACAAGUUGAAUCUAAGAUCUAUAGAGACAAACAGACCGUGCAUAGACUGUUUACAUACGCUAGAUAGCUAUAUGCUCUUUAAUGUGGAUGCUAUCAAGGGAACGUUACUGAUCUAGCCACAUGAACAACAUGAUGAUUUCAUCGUUGUUUUGAUUUCUUGCCGUUACUUGCCUUCAUUUACCCUCGUAAAUGAUCUAGUCGAUCCUAGGUUAUGCGACUUAGUGGUCCCACUAUGCUUUUUAGCCUGGCAUCUCAGCCUCUCUCAGUUCCACUGAUUCUUGAAACAUGUAUCUUCAGCCAGCUGUUCUCGUACACUCACACUUCUGUGUUACGUCAGGAUCAUCAUAACCGCUUACUCAAAAGUCCUGGAAAGUCGGAGAAACAGCUUGCCAGUCGGCUGCCCGCAUGACCCUCUCAACAAACUCUCUCAAGGCGGGGAGACGGCAUGAACGUCGACGUCUCUCCCCGCAACCCACAUACGAUUGCGACGUGGGCCGCCGUCGGCUUUACACCAUUGGAUCAUGGUUGCAGGUUGCUCCGGAGAGGGAACCGUUGCCCCGGCGGCCGGGCCCCGAGGGGUUCCGCCGGAUCGGCACACGAUGGAGACCAGCCGACGUUGUGAUGUUCGCUGUUCCCUACCGCGGACGGACAGGGGGAGGGGUUUGCUGCGGGGAUGAGAGUUUGAUUGGCGCGGCAAAGAUCAACAUGUCGUGUCCACGCCCGGGUCGGCGAGGACAUGUGUUU